UGACUCAUAGCUCCUCCUCCUCCUCCUGUCCUGACUCAUACCUCCUCCUCCUCCUCUCUGACUGCAGCCUCAGUGUUUGUGUUGCUGUUGUGUAUCAUCAUCAUGGCGUCUCUCAGCCUCCUGCUGCUCAGUGCGGCUCUGAUCCACAACGCCCAGCCUCUACCUGCAGACCGUGAUGGGGGGCGUGGCCUGGAUCUAUCAGUGGGCGGAGUCAGACGUCAGCGCGGAGACCUCCGUAACCUGCUGCCCUAUGACGAUCAGAGAGGAGGCGGAGCCAAUGACCUGUACUACCAAUCAGACGACUGGAGGGGGAGGGGCUUAGAUCAUGCUCUGCACCGAUUGGUGGAAAAAGACCAGCGGAGGGAACAGGAGGAGGAACAGCGAGCAGCCUACCUGGCCGCUCUGCUCCGCCUCCUGAGCGAGGCAGAGAACGCAGGAUUGGUGGGUCCAGGUGAUGUGGAGGUGGUGGAGGUGGUGGAGGAGGAGGAUGAGGGUCCUGAACCUCCGGACUACGAUGAGACGGGACGGGGGCUGAGCAUGGGGAGGCCCCCGGCGCUGUGGUGGGGUCUCCUGGAGCCACAGCUGGCUCAGGCUCUGCUGGACAGGAUGGAGCCUCAGCUGGUCCAGAAGCUGCUGGACAGAGCGAGACAGGAGAGACUCCAGCAGGACGGACGAGUGAUGAGCAGAGAGCAGGACAUGCUCAGACACCUGGUUGCUAGGAUACUGUCCAGCAUUGGCCCUAGUGACGCCCCGCUGGUCUCUGGUCGCAGGAUGAGGCGGGACCUGUCAGCAGGUGAACCUGUUAGCUCCGCCCACAGGAGAACCCGCCGUUCCCUUGAUGAUGUGCCCUCCCCAUCACCUAGCAACGACCCCCCUCUCCUCAGGGUGAAGAGGCUGGAGGACGACGAGGAUGAGCAGAAGCUCCGCCCCCACGCCGCCGGGCUGCAGAGGAUGAAACGCAUCGACACCAUGGCAACCGCCGAUGAACUGAAUCAUGGGAGCCGUAGGCGCCAGAGGAGAGCUGCCCUGAACUACGACCCCCAGGAGCUGCUGGAUCAGAUCGUUCAGUACCUGAGGGAGUAGAUUUCUGCUGGUCACCGUUCAGUUUUUGUAUCGUUUGUUGUUUUUUGCUGCUGUUGUGAAAAUGUACCUGAUCAGUCGCUUAUUGCUGAAAUCAGGAGAAACAGAGGAGAGGAAGCUGUCAGAAAUCACGACUCUUUUGUUGCUUUGUGGAAAAUUUCUAAUCAAACGUCACCGAGCCUCUAAACCAAAACCCCUCUGACAUCACAGUCUGCAGCUCUCUGAUUGGUUGGUUUCCUGCAGCAGUAGCACUAAAACCAUCUUCAAGCUGAGUCCAGCUUCCCUCCACCAGAAAAAAUAUAGACACGUGAUGGACAGUAACCGUAGCAACGGCUCAUCAGCUCUGUGAUUGGUCAGUUCUCAUUGUGUUCAUAUACUUCAGCUUGUUGUCAUGGUGAUGAUUCAUCUAUCUGUGCUGAAACUCAAAAAUAAAGUCAAUAAAGUGA
Messenger RNA from Amphiprion ocellaris (clown anemonefish), 1526 nucleotides. RefSeq names its product proprotein convertase subtilisin/kexin type 1 inhibitor, like (gene pcsk1nl). The transcript is spliced from 5 exons. The coding region runs from base 103 to 1083 and encodes 326 amino acids. NCBI's taxonomy places the organism in Eukaryota, Metazoa, Chordata, Actinopteri, Pomacentridae. The record is from RefSeq and is a predicted model, not a curated record. Gene Ontology annotation, molecular function: endopeptidase inhibitor activity. Gene Ontology annotation, biological process: negative regulation of endopeptidase activity.